Molecule: messenger RNA, 4635 nt
Organism: Pygocentrus nattereri (red-bellied piranha)
Lineage: Eukaryota; Metazoa; Chordata; Actinopteri; Characiformes; Serrasalmidae
Gene: galnt13
Product: UDP-N-acetyl-alpha-D-galactosamine:polypeptide N-acetylgalactosaminyltransferase 13
Exons: 12
Coding region: 641-2311 (556 amino acids)
Cellular component (GO): Golgi apparatus
Source: RefSeq, a predicted model, not a curated record
CCGUCUCCAUCCAUUAGGGUUAGCUGCCUCUCCGAUCCCUCACAUACCCAGCGCAUGGACAUAUCCUGCCUUUCGGCUGUGCAUAUCAGUUCUGUGGGCGCCAGACAUCCCUGCGGCUGCUCUGCGACCUCCCACCACACGAAGACCCUCCGCCGUGAGGAGGAAUGCAUAUAAAGCAUGCAAGGGCAUGGAGCCAGCAGCAGCACCGAGCGUCCGAGUCCAGCAGUGAGAAGGCUAGCCAGUGAGGUGAAGCUGGUACUCUGCAUUAGCGAGCCAUUUCUGCUUCAGAGACAUCUCCAGCACACGUUAAGCCUUUUCACGUAGACAGACAUCAGCGGUAGAUAAACAUUGGUAGCUACGUGACCCGAGCGAUGCUUUCCUCCCCAGGGAUUAACGCCAUGCUAUCAGGACAUCCACAACCAAUUGAGAGCGAUUUGUAAUUAGGGGAAGGCAACUAGAUGCAACACGUUGCUGGCUGACUAGCGUGGCUUCCAGGACCUCAAGGUGUCAUUCAGCCCCAGACUUUAUUCAUGGGAUGAGGGCCUCCUCUGUGUACUGCUGUAUCGCCCCUGCGCUGUCUGGCCUCUCCUCUCUCCCUCCCUCCGCUCUCACUCUGGGCUCCUGACGUCUCUCAGGGCUCAUGCGGCGCUUCGUCUACUGUAAGGUGGUGCUGACCACCUCGUUGGUGUGGGUGCUGGUGGAUGUCUUCCUGCUGCUGUACUUCAGCGAGUGUAACAAAUGCGACGACAGGAAGGACCGCUCCCUCCUGCCCGCUCUCAGAGCGGUGAUGUCUCGUACUCAUGAGGGUCCAGGAGAGAUGGGGAAAGCUGUAAUCAUCCCUAAGGAGGAUCAGGAGAAGAUGAAGGAGCUCUUUAAAAUCAACCAGUUCAACCUGAUGGCCAGUGACAUGAUUGCACUCAACCGGAGUCUGCCUGAUGUCAGACUGGACGGCUGUAAGACGAAGGUGUACCCCGAUGACCUUCCCAACACCAGCAUUGUGAUCGUUUUCCACAACGAGGCAUGGAGCACUCUAUUGCGCACUGUCCACAGCGUCAUCAACCGCUCGCCCAGACACCUGCUGGUGGAGAUUCUACUGGUGGAUGAUGCCAGUGAGAGAGAUUUCCUAAAGAAGAAGUUGGAGGAUUAUGUGAAGACCCUAGAGGUUCCGGUGCGGAUCUUGCGGAUGGAGCAGCGUUCUGGCCUGAUUCGGGCCAGGCUGAGAGGUGCUGCUGCCUCCAGAGGCCAAGUCAUCACCUUCUUGGAUGCUCACUGUGAGUGCACGGUGGGAUGGCUGGAACCGCUGCUAGCCCGGAUCAAAGAAGACAGGAAAGCUGUGGUCUGCCCCAUCAUCGAUGUCAUCAGUGAUGAGACUUUUGAGUACAUGGCAGGCUCGGACAUGACUUACGGAGGGUUCAACUGGAAGCUGAACUUCAGGUGGUAUCCAGUUCCACAGAGAGAGAUGGACAGACGCAAAGGAGACCGCACCUUACCUGUCAGAACUCCCACCAUGGCCGGUGGCCUGUUUUCUAUUGACCGAAGCUAUUUUGAGGAGAUUGGCACGUAUGAUCCUGGAAUGGACAUAUGGGGAGGAGAGAACUUAGAGAUGUCUUUCAGGAUCUGGCAGUGCGGUGGGUCUCUGGAGAUUGUCACAUGUUCCCACGUGGGCCACGUAUUCCGGAAGGCAACUCCUUACAGCUUUCCUGGUGGAACUGGCCAGGUGAUCAACAAGAACAACAGACGAUUGGCUGAGGUUUGGAUGGAUGAAUUCAAGGACUUCUUUUACAUCAUAUCGCCAGGUGUAGUGCGAGUGGACUAUGGAGACGUGUCAGCCCGUAAGGCUCUGAGAGAAGCUCUGCAGUGUAAACCUUUCUCCUGGUAUCUGGAGAACAUCUACCCCGACUCGCAGAUACCACGCAGAUACUACUCGCUCGGAGAGAUCAGAAAUGUGGAGACCAACCAGUGUGUAGACAACAUGGGGAGGAAAGAGAAUGAGAAAGUUGGUUUCUUCAACUGUCACGGCAUGGGUGGGAACCAGGUGUUUUCAUAUACAGCAGAUAAAGAGAUCCGGACUGAUGACCUGUGUCUGGACGUAUCUCGUUUGAAUGGACCUGUGGUCAUGCUCAAGUGCCACCACAUGAAGGGCAACCAGAUGUUUGAAUAUGAUGCUGAGCGCCUGACCUUGCUGCACGUGAACAGUAACCAGUGUUUGGACAUGCCUUCGGAGGAGGACAAGAUGGUUCCCACUCUGAGAGACUGCAACGGCAGCCGAUCACAACAGUGGCUCCUGAGAAACAUGACCUUAAGUAUGUGAACUGGACAGGUUUUGACCCAAGCUAAGAGCACAGGACUUUUCCUCAGUCAUUACUGGAGUUUGUUAUGGUCUUUAACCUGCACCUCGGAUCUGCAGUGUGGGUUACUCCAGAACUGAAUCUGCUUUGACAUGACCCAUAAAGAGCAUGUGUCCCAGAACUCGGAGUCCAAUAUAGAUUUAGAUGCAGAGUGUUUGGAACUGAGCCUGUGUCUCCGGUCAUCUUCUCUGGGUCUGUCAUCAUGCAUUUUCCCUCAGCUGUCAGCUCAAGUGUUGCUGGAACUCUUGCCUCUGGAACAGGCCACUACUAGUCACUGGCCAAUGGUAUCCUACUUUUCAUUCGUCACUAGCAUAGCCUGGGGCGUGAAAGAGCUAAAGCCAGAAGCCAUAAUCCGGUAGCAUCUGCUCUGGCCACUCUGGCCACACUCAGAGUGGCCUCCAUCUGGAGCUAUUCCGAAGACUGAUCAUUAUUCUAUGGCUCAGAUGCUGGGCCUGAGAACUCUGGUGACUGUUAUUCUUUGCUGUCAAUUCUGUACUACACCACCCACGAUUCUUGAAUUUCCACAAGACAAGCGUUUUGCCAGUGAUUGGUGAAUGUAUGCGCCAAUGUUGUCAGUUCGCUUGCUCUCAUUGUGUUCUGUAUGAUAUUGUUCAUAAAUACAGCUGAAAGUUAUGCUAGUCAGGAAUCUAAACGCAGUCUGACUUUCCUAGUGCAUAACUAUCUAAAGCAGCAUUUGCACCUCCAAACACCUGACAUCCCAGGUGUUGGCCAUAAUGUUAAAGUGAUAAAAGUAGAAUCUGUACAGCAAAAUAGUUUUUAUCAUCCCUGCUGUUGUUUUACCAUAAACUCCUGGCAUAAGAGAAGGAUUUCUGGCUAUGUUUUUUUUUUUCUUUCUUUUUUUUUUGCAGAAGGCAGCACGCUGUACAUACAAAAUAAUGAAACAGUGCAGUUUUACAGCUACCAAUUUCAACACUGAUAUCUUGCUGAGGGACUGCAAUAUACUGUUAUGCCUUAAGGAAACUUAAAUGGAAGCACUGAGAACUAUAAUAGAAUCGCAGCAACAUGUUGGAAUUGUGAUGCAUAUCAUGUAAGAGUAAGGAUAACAGAAUAUCACCUGCUGUUAUUUGUUCCUAGUUUUUUGAGAAUGCCUAAUCCCAUACUUGAGGUUUCCUCGAGAUACAGAUUCUAAAGAGUCUGUCUGGCCCAGUCUGUUUAAUUGACUGCAAAAAAGAUGAAAAAGGCCAAAUUUGAACAUGUUAGAUUCACAAAGUAAUUCUGAGUAAAAAUCAACUGUUAUAAACCAAAAUUGAUGUAACUUGUAGAUUUUAGAUUGUGAAAAGACUGAAAGUUGUAGCUUAUGUAAUUUUUAUGUAAUUUUUUAAAAUAAUGCUUUCAUUAAGGCGUGUUUACCAAGAGCAUUCCAUUCUGUCACUUAGUUUUGGCUGUUAUCUGUGUAUUUUGUCAAAUUUAGGUAUAUAUGCCACAUUUCCUUAAUGUAGCAUUUGAUACUGAAAUGACUCAUGCAGCUUUGAAACAUUGCCAUAUCAGUCUCAAUAUACUGCCUAUUAAUUUUGAGUAUUUUGCUGUAAUUUUGCUCACAGUUCUCUGCUUUCAUGUUAUGGAGCAGCUGUCUGGUUGUAAAUAAUAUGAAAUCAGUCUUUUUAAGCAUUGUUGUAUAUAUAAAAUCAAUUAUUUUUUUAAGAUGACACUUGAAAGCCCUAUUGAACUCUAUGAAGUAGAAUUCCUUAUCAAAGUGCAUUGGUGUGUUUUAUUGUUUCUAGACAUACUAGAUAUAGUGUCUCUAAGCAGAAUUAAAGUGACUGUUCUCAGUCCAAGAUCUCUUUACUACUUUAUUGACACUUCUGUUUCAGUAUUUAAGAUCUGUAUUGAAUAACUGAAAUCUAUUUGACAGACUGAAUAUUAAAGGAGUUUGGUUCAGUGUGUUAAACAUGAUUCAUUUCAGACAAAUUUCAUAAAUGCUUGUGCUUAGACAUCACGGGAUGAAAUUCAUAAUUACACUUCGACCCAAAGGAAACAGAACCAUGUUACUCCCACUCAUGUACUGUUUUAUUAACAAGCUAAACAUCUCAGUGGGCUUUUUAUCAAGUGCAUGGUACAAAUACAAUGUAGAUUGCCUUUAAACAUGAACAACUCUAAAAUGUGUAACUUUGUAUUGCUCUUGGGUGAAAAUAUUUUUGGUUUUGUUUUUUUUUUGUUUGUUUGUUUUGUUAGUAACAAAUAUUGGCAGAAUCUGACUUUACCAUGCAUAUUUAAUAGAUGAAUAUCAAGCAGAAACUGUGAAUCAUAAUAAACCACUGUUGUUGAA